AGGAGGAGGAUGAAAUGGGGCUGAUUAACCGUUUGGUGUUUCUAGAAAAUCGAUUUGGGGUCUGCGAAGCUGGUUCACUUUGACGGUGGCCAAAGGUUGCUGGAUACGACUUGUAAUUUGUUUGGGUACACAGCACAUGAAUUCGAAGACCUUGCCCAUUGAGUUAUUAGUCUCUAAUGCGGAAUCUGUGAGAUAUCAUAAUGACAUGCUUUCAGCAUUUGGCUCAACCCAGGAAAUAAAGCCUUCACGCUAUGGGAGUAUUCCGCCAUCAACUGGUAGUUCAUCCAUUUUGAAUCCAGAGAGGGAGGAGGAGAGGUUAAAGGACAGAGAAAAAGGGAAGACCAUAAAUAUUGAUCAUUUCAUGGAAGAGCUGAAGCAUGAACAUGAAUUGAGG
This is a messenger RNA of Linum tenue, 394 nucleotides long. The record is from the annotation of a GenBank genome assembly. NCBI's taxonomy places the organism in Eukaryota, Viridiplantae, Streptophyta, Magnoliopsida, Malpighiales, Linaceae.